Molecule: messenger RNA, 2528 nt
Organism: Castor canadensis (American beaver)
Lineage: Eukaryota; Metazoa; Chordata; Mammalia; Rodentia; Castoridae
Source: RefSeq, a predicted model, not a curated record
AUGUCUCAAGGGAUCCUUCUCCUCCAGCGGGGCUUGCUGUCCGAUGAGGAUGUUGUCUCCCCCAUGUUUGAAUCCACAGCUGCAGACCUGGUGUGUAUACGCAAGAAUUCUUUGUCAGAAUGUUCUGUCAUCUCUACUUCCUGGAAGGACAAACAGGUUCCAUGUGAGGACAAUACUGAGAAGGUGAAGAUAUACCUGCGAAUCAGGGCCCUUAUUACCUUACAGAACCUAGAACGACAGGAGGAUCAGAUUGAGAAUAAGGAGACCCUUGUUCUUACAAACCAAGACUCCUUUGCCCUAAAGAGCAAUGAGAGGGGAAUGGGCCAAGCACCACAAUUCACCUUUUCUCAAGAUAUUGGGCCAGAAGUAGGCACAAGGCUCUUCUUCAACCUGACCGUGAACGAAGUUAAAGAUUACUCACAAGGGCAGAACUGGCUCAUCUAUACGUAUGGUACCAACUCAGGAAAAACCCACACAAUUUCAAGUACCAUCAAGGAUGGAGGGAUCCUGCCCCCCCGGCUUAUCUUCAAUAGCCGUCCAAGCGGCCAACUUCAUCCAACACCGGACCUGAAGCCUUUACCCAAUGAGAUAAUCUGGCUAGAUAACAAGCAAUUGACAGAGGAAAAUGAGAAGCUUGUCCCGCUAAAUGGAGCCUCCAGAGAGGAGCUGUCCACCUCCUUUUGAAAGAGGAAUGUCACAUGAAAGUCGGAUGGGUACCAGCACCGCUUUGACAGUGGCAUUGCUGGGCUGUCUUACAGUCAGUUUACCAGCAAUAGUCAGCUGGAUGGUAUGUUCCAUGACGGAAACAAAAUCACCGUAUGGGCACAGCCCAGGACACUGCCUCCAGUAAGUGUUCCCAGCAGACAUUCGCUUUCUCCAUCUGGGAUCUCCUUCUUUGAGAUCUACAAUAACUGGCUUUACGACCUGUUAGAACACCUAGUCAGCGCGCAAGAGCGGACCUGCGCUAUGUUGAGGAUUCAAAAUGGCAAUCCUAUGUUUGAAAGGAUCUCAAACUGGAUUCAUGUUCAAGAUGCUGAAGAAGGAAAUCUCUGAAAAGUGGCCGUAAAGAACCAGAAGUUUGCCAGCACCCACCUGGAUCAGAGCUCUAGGCCGGCAGGUAAUCACAGCAUCUUCUCAAUUCGAAUCCUGCACCUUCAAGGGGAAGGAGAUAUUGUCCCCAAGUCAAAGCAGAACCUAGUUCCCUUUCGUGACAAGCAAGCUGACAUCGAGUGUGUUUUCAAGGGCUUUGUCACAGGUCGAGGCCGCUGCUGAUUCGUCAACGUCAAUCCCUGUGCAUCUACCUAUGAUGAACUCUUCAUGUAGCCCAAGUUCUCAGCCAUUGCCAGCCAGCUUGUGCAUGCACCCACCUGUGCAACUGGACUCCCAUCCCUAAAUCAUUCCAUCAAGGAACAUAGUCUUCAGCAUCCCCUGACGCUUAGAAAAAGGGAGUAAGGCAGACACAGUCUUGAGACCAUGUUUGAACGAACUGAUAUCUCUAUGUACAGCAAGGAGGUAAGAGUACAAAAAGCUUGGUUGAAACGUUGCUUUAAAAGAACACAGGAAAAGUUGCAGCUGGAGAUACAGCUCCGUGAUGAAAUUUGCAAUGAGAUGGUGGAACAGAUGCAACAACGGGAACAAUGGUGCAGUGAGCAUUUGGACACCCAAAAGGAACUAUUAGAGGAAAUGUAUGAAGAGAAACUACAGAUCCUUAAGGAUUCACUGACAAGUUUUUACCAAGAAGAGAUUCAGGAGCGGGAUGAAAAGAUUGAAGAGUUAGAAGCACUCCUGCAGGAAGUCAGGCAGAGGCCUGUGGCUCAUCAACAGUCAGGGUCUGAAUUGUCCCUACGGCGGUCACAGAGGUUGGCAGCUUCUGCCUCCACUCAGCAGCUCCAGGAGGUUAAAACUAAACUAGAACAAUGUAGAGCAGAGCUCAACUCCACCACUGAAGAGCUACAGAAGUAUCAGCAAAUGUUAGAACCACCACCCUCAGCCAAACCCUUCACCACUGAUGUAGACAAGAAAUUAGAGGAGGGCCAGAAGAAUAUAAGGUUGCUGCGGUCAGAACUUCAGAAACUCAGCCAGUCGCUCCAGUCAGCAGAAAGGGCCUGUUGCCACAGCACUGGGGCAGAAAAACUUCGCCAGGCUUUUACCACUUGUGAUGACAUCUUAAUUAAACAGGACCAGACCCUGGCUGAGCUGCAAAAUAACAUGGUGCUAGUGAAACUGGACCUUCGGAAGAAGGCAGCAUGCAUCGCUGAGCAGUACCAUACUGUGCUCAAGCUUCAAGGCCAGGCUUCUUCCAAAAAGCGCCUUGGUGCCAACCAGGAAAACCAGCAACCAAACCAGCAACCUCCAGGGAAGAAACCAUUCCUUCGAAACUUACUUCCCCGAACACCCACCUGCCAAAGCUCAACAAACUGCAGCCCUUAUGCUCGGAUUUUACGCUCACGGCACUCUCCAUUACUCAAAUCUGGGCCUUUUGGCAAAAAAUACUAAGGCUUUAGGGAAGAGUACAGUUGUUGCCCUAA